CCCCCACUGGAAGAACCGCUAGCCACUUUAGCGCCCAAAGCAUUCUGGGUGAUAGGGAAUGUGGCGGUUAUUUCAAGCGAGCAAAACAAAUUUAUUCACCGUUCGAAAAUCUGGUUGAUCGUUGUUCAGGACACGAGGAUUAUGCCAGAAGAAAAAGAAAAGAUUAUUCCUGUGCGUGUAGCCUUGAGAAUAAGGCCACUGGUUCCAAAAGAAACCGGCGAUGGAUGCAAAGAAUGCAUCAGAUGCGUUCCAGGGCAUCCUCAAGUCAUCAUCGGGGAAGACAAAGCUUUCACCUAUGAUUAUGUGUUCCAAACGUUCAGCAAACAAGCAGAUCUCUAUACUAAAACUGUGAUCCCGUUACUGGAGGGAUUUUUCAAAGGAUACAACGCAACAGUGCUGGCCUACGGCCAGACCGGCUCUGGCAAGACUUAUUCGAUGGGCACAGCUUUUGCCAUGAGCACUGAAACGAACGAUGAAAGGGGAGUAAUUCCUAGGCUAAUCGAAACAGUAUUUGACUGGAUUGACGAAAGAAAGGACACAACAGAAUUUUUAUUGAAAGCGUCCUUUUUAGAGGUAUGA
Messenger RNA from Porites evermanni, 579 nucleotides. The record is from the annotation of a GenBank genome assembly. NCBI's taxonomy places the organism in Eukaryota, Metazoa, Cnidaria, Anthozoa, Scleractinia, Poritidae.